Messenger RNA from Brugia malayi, 1797 nucleotides. RefSeq names its product ATP-dependent RNA helicase An3, putative (gene Bma-laf-1.2). Gene Ontology annotation, cellular component: P granule; nucleus. NCBI's taxonomy places the organism in Eukaryota, Metazoa, Nematoda, Chromadorea, Rhabditida, Onchocercidae. The transcript has 14 exons. Gene Ontology annotation, biological process: cell differentiation; gamete generation. Gene Ontology annotation, molecular function: ATP binding; RNA helicase activity; RNA binding. The record is from RefSeq and is a predicted model, not a curated record. Bases 1 to 1797 code for a protein of 598 amino acids.
AUGGCAACUUAUGGUUGCAGUGUUUCAGAUAAUAUGAAACUGAUAUUUUCGAGAGGUAUGAGUGCAACAUCGGAUAACAUCUUGCCGCAGGAAGGAUCUCGAAAUGAGAUAGUCGAACGCGUUCUAUUUACUGGCGUUAACUGUGGGAUCAAUUUCGAUAAAUAUGAAAAAAUACCGGUUCUAGCAACAGGGAGUGAUGUGCCGUUUCCGUGUGCAGUGUUCGAUGAACUGCAAUUGCAUCCAUGGAUUCAGGAAAAUAUCAAAAAAUCAGGUUAUACGAAACCAACGCCGGUUCAAAAAUAUUCUAUUCCAAGUUUACUAAAUUGUCGUGAUCUAAUGUCUUGUGCACAGACUGGCUCAGGGAAAACUGCGGCUUUUCUAAUACCGGUUAUCAAUCACAUCAUUCAAAAUGAACCAACUGCAAUGAAAAUGUCACAUAUGAAUCGUCGUACGGUAUUCCCAGUUGCGCUAAUAUUAUUGCCAACUCGUGAACUAGCUAUGCAAACUCAUAAAGAAGCUUUAAAAUUCGCUUAUCGAACCAACGUUUUAUCUGCCGUACUUUAUGGUGGUCGUGAAAAUUACCGCGAUCAAGUGCAAAAAUUAAUGCUUGGAUGCCAUAUGCUUAUUGCUACACCGGGACGUCUAUUAGAUUUGAUGAAUCAGAAUGUCGUGUCUCUUCAUGAGUGUAGAUUUCUGAUACUUGAUGAAGCAGAUCGAAUGCUUGAUAUGGGCUUUGAACCGCAAAUUCGACAGAUUGUUGAGUAUCAUUCGAUGCCAGAAAAGGGUAAACGCGUCACAGCAUUGUUUUCUGCUACAUUUCCAAAAGAAAUUCAGGUAUUGGCGCAGGAUUUUCUUGUGCCAAAUUAUGUAUUUCUUUCCGUUGGACGCGUUGGUUCAACAUCUGAAAACAUUGUUCAAAAAGUUAUUUGGGUUGAGGAGCAUGACAAGAAGCGUUUGCUUAUGGAGCUUCUCGAUACUGAUGUAAAUAAAGGACUUACCCUAAUAUUUGUUGAAACGAAACGAGGUGCAAAUGAGUUAGCAUGGCAUCUUCAACGCAAUCACUACAAUGUUAUGCCCAUUCAUGGUGAUCUUAAGCAAUACGAAAGAGAACGUCAUUUGGAAAUGUUCAGAUCGGGGCAAACAAAUAUUUUAGUUGCAACAGCCGUGGCUGCUAGAGGUCUUGAUAUUCCAAACGUGAAUCAUGUGAUUAAUUUCAAUCUUCCCACUGACAUUGAUGAAUAUGUUCAUCGUAUUGGUCGUACAGGACGAGCUGGAAAUAUCGGAUUAGCAACUUCAUUCUUUACGGAUCGAAAUCGUAAUAUUAGUCACGAUUUGAUGGAUCUUUUGGUUGAAUCUAAUCAAGAAGUGCCAGAAUGGCUUGAGAAAAUGACUAAAGAAAAUUAUAAAAGCCCUUCCAAAUCUUACGAUAGAGCUCGUCCUAUAUCUGUUGCGCAAAAUCGGGUGGAAGAAUUGAACUCUUCUGCUUGGUGCAGUCAAACACCAAGCACUAUUCACGCGUCCUUCAGUCAUGGUGAUACUGGAAAUGCUUUUAUAAAUGAAGCCUCUACUAUUUUCCAAAGCAAUAUGUAUCAGAUUCCCCAGUCAAAUUGCAUUUAUCAACCACAUGGCAACACUUUUUCAUUCGUACCGUUUGCUCCAAUCAGUAGUAUUAAUUAUUGGCGUAGCACUGCUAAUACUUCACAGAGUGUGGGAUUUUUGCAACCUGAUGCCUCAGCUUAUGGCGAACCUUUCGGGGUUCAAACAUCACAGACAGCAUUCUGUAAUUGGCAUUUGUGA